Molecule: messenger RNA, 2053 nt
Organism: Leptidea sinapis
Lineage: Eukaryota; Metazoa; Arthropoda; Insecta; Lepidoptera; Pieridae
Product: RNA polymerase II subunit B1 CTD phosphatase Rpap2
Exons: 1
Coding region: 82-1821 (579 amino acids)
Cellular component (GO): nucleus; cytoplasm
Molecular function (GO): RNA polymerase II CTD heptapeptide repeat phosphatase activity; RNA polymerase core enzyme binding
Source: RefSeq, a predicted model, not a curated record
UCGACUCUAAUAGUUUGUAUGUUUUUGUUGCAAAUAAUAAUUUAUUAGUUUUUGUUUUAAAUUGCAUACUAAUAGAUAAACAUGGAUAGUGCUGAUAAAAAACAUAAAAAGAAACCAACCAAGAUUGAGGAUAUGUCCAAAGAACAAAUACAACAAGCAAUACUCAAAAGACGUGAAUGCAACGCGAAAGCGCAAAGUAUCGUUGAAAGCCUUCUCGAAAAGGAUAUAACAGAAGAUUUUUUAUUGAAAUGCUUAAUCGAUAUUAACCAAAGCCAUUUCGAAGAUGUGGUGGAAGAGAGAGCUAUAAUUCGUCUUUGUGGAUACCCAUUAUGCCAACAAACACUCUCAGUGAAAGACAUACCAAAACAGACGUACCGAAUUUCAAUAAGAACCAAUAAAGUAUACGAUAUAACAACCAGGAAAAGAUUUUGUAGUAAUAUAUGCUAUAAAUCGGCAAUGUACAUUAAGAAACAGAUGUUGACGAGUCCACUGUGGUUCAGGGAAUAUGAGGAGAUACCAAGAUUUAAACUUUUACCUUUAGAAACUGUGGGGAGCUUAGGACAGGAAGUAGAUUUAGGUAUUGCUGAGAAAAUAGAUAUGAAGUUUGAAAACACAUCAUUUAUAUCAGUUAAUGAUUUUACAAGCACAAGUUACAGUGAGAUCAACCAUGCUAGUAAAGAUUUAUCAGCAAAUACUGUGAAUGUUAAUAGUGAUAAUACAAAGCCCACAUUAGAGAGUCAACACUCAAAAGAAUCUUUAGAUAUUAAAACACUUACUAAUAAUAAACAAUAUCAGCAACUUGGUCAAUCAAAGCUUUCAAACACCAAUGAGAAUAAAUGUAAAUUAAAAGAAAAGAAAUCUAUUCCUGAUCCAUGUAACAUUGUUGGAGAAAUUAUUGAAAAACCAGAGAAGAAAAUAGAUCCAAUACUCAUACAUGGUACUAUAAAUAAUGAUAAGGCUAAAUUGCAAUCAUCAGAUACCAAACAAAAUAUAAAAACUAAACCACCUUUGGUUACUGCAAUAGUAAUACAAGUGGAAAAAUGUUUGGCUGAAUGGUUCACUCUUGAUACAAUGCUAUUCAUAUUUGGUGAAGAAAAAGUAAAGCAAAUGGUCGCAGAAAAAGGUGAAUGUAUUGAGAAAUAUAUGAAUAAUUACGCUCAAAGUAUAUCGUACAAUGCCAACACAUAUGAUCAAUACCAAGAGCUGUGUCGUAAGCUGAACAUGUUAGAACUUGAAGAGAGACGUAACAGUGCUCAAACAUUGAAUAAAGAGAUGAAGCCAUUGCCGGACUAUAGGAUGUUAGAAGAAGAAAGUAAACGGUUACAGUUGAAAGUUAAAGCAUUCAUGAAAGGAGAGACAGAAAUACCAGAACCUAAAGAUACAAAUAUAGAAAAAACAGACGAUGAUGACUCUCCCAAUCUCCCAUUAGUUGAUAAGAAUGCACAAAAUGCACUACGGAGGCGUAUUGUGUGCCAACAUCUGAAUAAAGUCUUACCAGAUUUGCUUAAAUCGCUAGGAUUACUAACAUUGACGAUUAGUUCUGAUGUCAGAUUAUUAGUUAAUACAUUUAAAUUGAGAGCAAAUAAUAUAAUGUUUAAACCGAUGCAGUGGACUUUAAUAGCUAUUGUUUUCAUUAAGCUACUUUCACUUAGGAAUACAACUUUAGAAUGUUUAUUGGAACAACCAAUGGCAUUCAAUCAUAUGCAAUUACUUCUGUUGAGUUUCAAACAGGAUGGUGGUUAUUUGGAUAGAUUAAUAACAUGGUUAAUUGAUAUUGAGAGACUAUUAGAUAUUAAUGAUACCCAAUUAACAAAAGAAUAAGUUGAAAUUGAUAUCCUAGUUAUAAAAUUCAUGUAUAUUUAUAUAUUCAUAUAUAUUUGUAUAUAGUAUAAUAAUAAUAAUAUUGACACACUUUUUACACAAAUUAUCUUGCCCCAAAUUAGCCAUAUACAUAUAGCCUGUGUUAUGGGUUGCAAGACAAUGAUAUAUUUAAUACAAUAUACUUACUUAAAUAUACAUAAAUACAUAUAAACAUAUAUGACUCGGAAACAAA